CCGUGCUUCUAAACCGGAACCCUGUCCCAUUCGCUGCGAACUGGCCAGUCAGGUUUGAGAAUGGUGUGUGCGCCUGUUCACGAGCUUCUUGUCUUGGUGUCGCAUGCCGACUCGCAGGUCCUUUGAACAUAUCAGAAAAAUUUAAUGAGCAAUUCAAGUGGUUUAUAGAUCAAAUACACAGCGCCAAGCACACGAUCGUGAAUAAACCGGAUAUUUAUUUACGCCCAAAGAACUAUAAAAGGAAACCAACUAGCUCGCGAAUUAGCAAUAAAAAGCUGGAAUGGAGAACAAAACAAAUGGAUCAGUGGAAGCUAAACUUGUGGUGGAGAAUGGCCAGCUGCCGGACCCUGCAGACUGGGCAUUCACUGAUGUCGUCAACUAUUUCAAAGCUGCAGGAUUUGAUGAGCAGGCUACUGCUUUCCAAGACCAGGAAAUCGAUGGCAAGUCUCUGCUCCUGAUGACGCGGAAUGAUGUCCUGACUGGUCUGUCUAUCAAACUGGGGCCAGCACUGAAGAUCUACGAGUACCACGUGAAACCACUUCAAACUCAGCACCUGAAGAGUAAUGCUAAUGCAUCACUGCAUGCUCCUCAACGUGUAACAAGAUAAUCACGAGGCAGGACGGACAGACCAGUCCGAAGAGAUUUAUAGACCCAAGAGGACAGUGGAGAACGACGGGGCUUAGAAAACUCUUGCAUGGUUGCAUCUUGCAUCCUUCUGAAAAUAUUAUUUUACUUAAACUGCCAAAUGAUUUGAGCCGUUACGUUUGUUGGUAGUUAACUGAGUGGUAUCAGUUUAUGAAACCAAACAAGGACUUUAAUUCGUUGAGGUCUUGGACAUCAUAAGAUCAUUUUACAGGUCUUAAAAAGUACAGGUUUAUUUUUUUCUAAGAGUUAGUCUCAAAGCAAAUCAAGCUACUGAAGCAGAUUCAACUGAAUGGGUUAUUUAAUAGUGGCCGAUCCUUUUCAGAUGGAUGCAAAAGGUGCACUAGAUGUCUGACUUUGUGAUAAUCUAUCUUCUACCCAUGUCCCAUUGAUAUGAUCAGUAUAUACCAAACUAUGGAACAGUUUGAUGCCGGUUAAGACUGGAUGGUAAUUAGUUGGAGGACAUGUACGUGUUUGAACCAUACUUACUGAUCCUCCAUUACAGCCAUUUUUAUUUCACUUAAUCAAAGCUGUAUCUAUGAGCAUUAUGCGCAUCAAUUGUAAAUUUAAGCACGGGGAUAUAGGUUUAUGAAUGUGUUCUUUGAUUUCCUUAUUCUUAAAUAUAUGGCAUUUUA
Messenger RNA from Salvelinus namaycush (lake trout), 1277 nucleotides. Its product is annotated as sterile alpha motif domain-containing protein 13-like. The record is from RefSeq and is a predicted model, not a curated record. NCBI's taxonomy places the organism in Eukaryota, Metazoa, Chordata, Actinopteri, Salmoniformes, Salmonidae. Bases 281 to 607 code for a protein of 108 amino acids. Gene Ontology annotation, molecular function: protein binding. The transcript is spliced from 4 exons.